Mus pahari (shrew mouse) is the source of this 2085-nucleotide messenger RNA. It is a transcript of the gene Gjb1, whose product is annotated as gap junction protein beta 1. Gene Ontology annotation, biological process: cell communication. The record is from RefSeq and is a predicted model, not a curated record. Gene Ontology annotation, cellular component: connexin complex. The transcript is spliced from 2 exons. NCBI's taxonomy places the organism in Eukaryota, Metazoa, Chordata, Mammalia, Rodentia, Muridae. The coding region runs from base 630 to 1481 and encodes 283 amino acids.
CUGUGAAACCUGUUAGUGAACCUCUCUGAGCCUCGACUUCCUGGUAUGAAAAAUGGAGAUAACAUUACAGAACUGUUAGUGAUCUCCUUCUUUGGUACUAUGCUCAAGUGCUAUGCAAACCUGAACUCAGAGCUUGUCGCAGCCUCAGAAACCCUAUCUAAUUAAACACAGAAACAACGCAUGCCUAGUGCAACCCAAACCAUAUCAAUAGCUGGACUUUAACCUAAAGUCAGGGAAACAGUUUGGAUUUCAAAAUCAGGUCACUUCCCUGAAUGUUUUUAAAAUGUGCCCUUGAGCUAUUGGUGUUGACACAGACAAAGCAAAACUUGAAUCCCAGUGCCCACACAAGGGCUCUCAGAGACCCUAAAGGGAGCUACUGGCUGUGGCCCAGAAAACUCAAGAAAGAGGCAAAGAACUUCUUCGAAGGACCUAGAAACUUACGGUUGGUCAGGAGGUAUAUGGGGCACCUCUGAGGGGAAAAGAGAGAACACCUUUGAAGUUCAUGAGAACAACCUGGGGAAAGGAAAAUGGACUGAAUCCGGAGGUCAGAGAAACCCUGGGAAGAAAGAGAACGGAAGCUCCUCAGUCCUGAACGAAUGGGGAAAGACAAGCGGUGUGAAUGAGGCAGGAUGAACUGGACAGGUCUAUACACCUUGCUCAGUGGCGUGAAUCGGCACUCUACAGCCAUUGGCCGAGUAUGGCUGUCUGUCAUCUUCAUCUUCAGAAUCAUGGUGCUGGUGGUGGCUGCUGAGAGCGUGUGGGGGGAUGAGAAGUCCUCUUUCAUCUGUAACACCCUCCAGCCAGGCUGCAACAGCGUCUGCUAUGACCAUUUUUUCCCCAUCUCCCACGUGCGCCUAUGGUCCCUGCAGCUUAUCUUGGUUUCCACCCCAGCUCUCCUCGUGGCAAUGCACGUAGCUCACCAACAGCACAUAGAAAAGAAAAUGCUACGGCUUGAGGGGCACGGGGACCCCCUUCACCUGGAAGAGGUAAAGAGACACAAGGUGCACAUCUCAGGGACACUGUGGUGGACCUAUGUCAUCAGUGUGGUGUUCCGGCUGCUGUUCGAGGCUGUCUUCAUGUAUGUCUUCUAUCUGCUCUACCCCGGCUAUGCCAUGGUGCGGCUGGUCAAGUGUGAAGCCUUCCCCUGCCCCAACACAGUGGACUGCUUCGUGUCCCGCCCCACCGAGAAAACCGUCUUCACUGUCUUUAUGCUCGCAGCCUCCGGCAUCUGCAUUAUCCUCAACGUGGCGGAGGUGGUGUACCUCAUCAUCCGGGCCUGUGCCCGCCGUGCUCAGCGCCGCUCCAAUCCGCCCUCCCGCAAGGGCUCGGGCUUUGGCCACCGCCUCUCACCUGAAUACAAGCAGAAUGAGAUCAACAAGCUGCUGAGCGAGCAGGAUGGCUCUCUGAAAGACAUACUGCGCCGCAGCCCUGGCACGGGGGCCGGGCUCGCUGAAAAGAGCGACCGAUGCUCAGCCUGCUGAUGUCAGUACCAGGCAACCUCCCAUCCCCUCCCUCACCCCGCCCAGACCUGCCCCUCCUUCUCCUAUGCCGGUGAGCAGGCUUCUGCCUGCUAGGGAUUACUCCAUCAAACCUUCCCUCCCUCCCUACUCCCCUUCCUCAGAGAGCCUCCCGUCAAAGACCUGGCCGGCUGGGGAGUGGGGAGCCACUUCUACAACAGGGCUCAAGGUUAUUAAUGGUGUGGGCAAUUCUUUCUGCCUGUACCCUUUCCUCUUCCCUCUCCUUGAAACGAGGGAUGAGAUGUUCUGAAGGUGUUUCCAGUUAGGAAACUAAUCUUAACUCCCAUGCUGUCUGGUACCCCACUUUGGGAGUCAUGUCGGUGGGGAGGGAUGUGGGCAAGCAGAGUGGAGGAGGAGCUCUGCCUUGUGGAUGGAGAAGGGAUGGAAGCUUGCCUUGCUGCCUGCCACAGGGGAAAAGGAGGACACAUCUAGGGUGAGGGAGUUAUGGAGAGAGAAGCAGGCAGAUAAAUCGGAGUGGGGAUUGGUCAGGGCUGCCCCCAGUCCCCAGUUCCCAAGGCCUCUCUCUCUGCAAAUGUUACACAUUAAACAGGAUUUUACAGUAAAUGAA